UUUGACCCAAAAGCCUUGGAUCCAUGCCAGAAUAUUGAUAUAUGGAACGUGGCUUAUUGAAAAGGCUUGACACCCGUAGGAAGCUGUAUACAACGUACAGUGUACAGCUGUAAUUAAGCCCAGCCGAGGUCUAUAUUAAAUGAAAUUUUAUGGCAUCUUCAUUGUGGAGUAAGGGCAAUCAAAUUCAGCCUUAGAAUUGUUGUUAAUUUUACUUCUUUUUAAUUUAUUUGCAGUUUGCAGCAAAAAUCCUCUGUGAAGACUGGGGAAGCAAGAUACAGAGACCCAAUGAAACAAGUUGAAAGUGAUCAUGUGAUGAACAAUCAAACUGCACCUUCUGAUAUAAUCAGUGAUGUUUUGACGUCCGAUGAAGAGAUGCGGAAACAGAGAAAACUUGACCAGAAAAAAAGACAUGGAAUAGUCCUUUGGCGACGUCCCAUUGUAACCUUGACAUACUUUUCUUUUGAAAUGGGAAUUCUUUUACAUGAUUAUAAAGAAAGAAUAUUGAAACAUAAGAAGACUGUGACAUCUCUACUGCUGAUCUCAAUAUUAACCACUCUUGCUUAUAACUUGGAGGGAGCACAUCAAGAGUCCCUCAGCCAGCUGAAAUCUGUGUUGUUUUGGUGGGCAUACUGGGUUGGCCUUGGGAUUCUCUCAUCUGUUGGACUUGGCACUGGACUCCAUACCUUUCUUCUGUAUUUGGGACCUCACAUUGCAUCUGUGACUCUAGCUGCUUGGGAAUGUGACACUUUGGACUUCCCUGAACCACCUUACCCUGAUGAUAUCCAGUGUCCUGACGAUGAUCACACCUCCACAGUACCGGUAAACAUGUUGACGAUUAUGAGUAAAGUUAGGAUAGAGGCUUUUAUGUGGGUAAGUCAUCAAUAAUUAUUGAAAAUAUAAUCAAUCAUGGCAAAGUUUGAAACAAGCUUUUUGAAAUUGAUGUUUUGACAAAAAUGCUGCUAAAAACAAUUUUUUAGAAGUUGUUCAAUUUCCAUACUUACGAAACAAGGGUCAGU
This is a messenger RNA of Orbicella faveolata, 1016 nucleotides long. Its product is annotated as vacuole membrane protein 1-like. The record is from RefSeq and is a predicted model, not a curated record. NCBI's taxonomy places the organism in Eukaryota, Metazoa, Cnidaria, Anthozoa, Scleractinia, Merulinidae.